Molecule: messenger RNA, 671 nt
Organism: Caenorhabditis sp. 36 PRJEB53466
Lineage: Eukaryota; Metazoa; Nematoda; Chromadorea; Rhabditida; Rhabditidae
Source: the annotation of a GenBank genome assembly
AUGUCGCAAGAGUUUGUCGGUCGUUGGAAGCUCGUCCACUCGGAAAACUUUGAGGAGUACAUGAAGGAGGUCGGCGUGGGACUGAUCACCCGCAAAGCGGCCGCCAACCUCAAGCCGACCCUGGAGAUUAAGGUCGACGGAGACACGUGGCACUCGAAUCAGUAUUCCACCUUCAAGAACACCACACUCUCCUACAAACUCGGACAGGUUAGUGAGGAAAAGUGCGCGGAUAUUGUAGGCCUAGUGAAAGAGAGACGACAAUUGUGCUGUGUGAUUGUUUGGUGAAAAGAAGAAAGCGAAAAGUGCAAACAAUGAUAGUUCCCAGACAUGAUUUUCAAAAAGUGUUGUGACAGAAUGGCAUCGAUUUUGUUAUAAAUUAUAAAUAGACACAUUGUGGACGCAGAAAGGCUCAGAGCUCAAAUGAAUCUGAAAGUUACGGUUUCCGUGCCGCAAACCGAUUAUCGAUUUUGUAGGAGUUUGACGAGACGACCCCGGAUGGCCGCACCGUCAAAUCGAUUGUGACGUACGAGAACGGAAAGUUCACGCACAUCCAGAAGAACGCCGCCGGAGAGACCGUUUCGGUGAUCUUGCGCUUCCUCGACGGCGACAAACUCGUGACGACCCUUCAGGCCGGAUCCGUCGUGUGCCGUCGCGAGUACGCCCGCGAGUAA